Messenger RNA from Camellia sinensis, 2851 nucleotides. The record is from RefSeq and is a predicted model, not a curated record. Lineage: Eukaryota; Viridiplantae; Streptophyta; Magnoliopsida; Ericales; Theaceae.
ACAACAAUUUUAAUGGUCCAAUCCCGCCAGAAUUGGGUGCUCUUCCAUCUCUACAAGGGUUGCAUCUAGAUGGUAAUUUAUUGUCAGGACAGAUACCAUCUCAACUGGGGAGCCUUUCUAGCCUUAUAGCUCUGGAUUUAUCUGAUAAUGAGCUCUCAGGGGAACUUCCCUAUGAGCUAGGGCAUCUCACAAAUCUUAGAUAUCUGUACCUACCGAAUAAUAAUUUUAGUGGAAAUUUGCGUCAAUCGUUUGAUCAACUUAAAAACAUGGCAUAUUUUGACGUCCGCGGGAAUAACUUCAAUGGACAAAUACCUGCUUUCAUAGCCCAAUGGAAAGACAUCGAGGAAUUGUACCUCAUGGGGAACAAUUUUGAAUGGCCUGUUAGUCAUGGAGUGUUCCAAUCAUUGAAGAAUCUUACAAUCUUGCAGCUUGCUGACAUAACUGGAAGUCCCAGAGAUUUCCCCAUUGUCAAUAAUCAGUCAUUGACACACCUAACACUGCGGAAUUGCUCACUUGGUGGUCAAAUCCCUGAAUUUAUUUGGCAUACCUCAGGGGAAAUAAGUUCCACAAUUCAUCGCUGAGAUGGUUCACUAAUAUCUCAAAUUCAUCCGUGGAUAUUUCUGAAAACAAUUUCACAAAUUUAACUUUACCACCUGGAAACAUUUCUAUAAAUUGGAACUUGUUUUCAUGCUGCUCUAAUAUAAAAGACAGGCCUAUUGAAGCAUGGGAACAACAAAAUUACCCUUGCGACAGUAAAAAAUCAAAAGAUGAUCACCUGUACAUAAAUUGUGGCGGUGGAAUAGCAUCAAUCAAUGGAACUGGAUAUGAAGCUGAUAACGACACUCUUGGAGGUUCACAUUUCUUUUUGAGUCCUAAUAACAAAUGGGGAUACAGUAGUAUGGGAAGUUUUAUUGAGUCAUACCCUGGCUGGUGGUCCCCAUCCCCAUUACCAUCCCAAAGCAAGUACCUAAGGUAUAAAACAUGCGACCUUAACAUGUCCGAUGCAAAAUUGUACAGUACUGCGCGCAUUGCCCCCAUAUCCCUCAAGUAUUAUGGAUUUUGCUUAAAAAAUGGACAUUACAUUGUGAAACUUCACUUUGCUGAGAUAGCAUGGAAUCAAAACAGAGGGCUUAAUCAGACAAAGCUUAGAAGGACAUUGAAGCGAAUUUUCAAUGUGAAAAUUCAGGACAAACAGGUAGAAACAAAUUUCAAUAUAGUAGAACAGGCUAUGGGUGUCGACCAGAAUAUCACUCUAGAGUUUGAUGAAGUUCAUGUGAAUAACAGCCGACUAGAGAUUCACUUAUAUUGGGCUGGCAAAGGCUCUACGGGUUACCGAUUUCCACAAUAUGGUCCUUUGAUAUCUGGUAUUUCUGUACAUCGUGUAAAAUAUAAACUCCCUCCUCUAGUAAUUGCUGGGAUUGUAGCAUCUGGACUACUUAUCCUUGCAUUAGCUUUACUAUCCCUCUGGAAAUUGGGCUGCUUUCGGAAGAAAGGACUGCUUGAUGAAGAACUGAAAGGCAUGGAGUUAUUAUCUGGCUCGUUUUUCAAUGCUCGACAAAUAAAAGCUGCCACACAAAAUUUCAGCCCUGCAAUGAGCCUAGGUGAAGGGGGUUUCGGAUCUGUCUACAAGGGUGUACUUCUGAAUGGAACUGCAAUAGCAGUUAAACAACUUUCAUCUAAAUCAAGGCAAGGGAUCCGUGAGUUUGUAAAUGAAGUAGGAACUAUUUCUGCUCUGCAACAUCCAAAUCUUGUAAAGCUACUGGGAUGCUGUGCAGAAGACAACCAACUUCUUCUUGUCUAUGAGUUCAUGGAAAAUAACUCCCUUGCACAUGCUUUGUUUGGUUCAGAUGAGGUGAGGUCAAGACUAAAUUGGCCCACCAGAGUUCAAAUUUGUCUUGGAAUCGCGAAAGGCCUGACUUUUCUACAUGAAGAAUCCAAACUGAAAAUUGUUCACAGGGAUAUUAAGCCAACAAACAUUCUUCUCGACAAGGAUUUUAAUGCGAAGAUAUCUGAUUUUGGAUUCGCUAAGCUUUAUGAGGAGGAAGUGACACAUGUGGUCACUAAAAUAGCAGGAACCACUGGAUAUAUGGCUGAGUAUGCCAUGAGAGGUCACUUAACAAAUAAGGCAGAUGUUUACAGUUUUGGAGUUGUCACAUUGGAAAUUGUCAGUGGCAAGAACAGUACCAGUUAUCGGCCAAAUGAUGAGAAUGUUUACCUUUUAGAUUUGGCAUAUGUUUUACAACAGAAAGGAAAUCUUGUAGAAUUAGUUGAUCCGUCCUUAGGGUCAGACUACUCUUCAGAGCAAGCAAAUACAAUAUUGGAAUUAGCAAUGUUGUGCACUAACCCAUCCCCAUCACUCAGGCCCCCCAUGUCUGAGGUUGUGAAACUCUUGAGGGAAAAGAGUAAGAUAGUUGGCGCUUCAUUCAGUACCCCUUAUUCAAUGGAUGAUUCGGCAAUGGCUGAAGAGAUGGCUGGUUUCUCUCAAUCUGCAGAAUUUGGUAGCACUUCGCAAGAAGGGACAUCAAAUGCCAAUAGUUCUUCUCAAGCUGUCAGCCAAGAGGUUGAAAAAUCCAAUACCUUCUUUUGAUUGCUCAGCAGAAAUCACAAGAUGAAUGGCAGUGUUUAGCAAAAGGAGAUGUCUUCAUUUCACUUUUAAUUUGGUUAUCGCAGAAAAAUUGUUGCUAAAACGUAAGGACCUUUUGUGUUGCUUGUUCCUCAAACUUUUGCCUGUGUUUAGCUCAUGCAUCUGUUCUUUUCUGGUGGAUCAAUGCUUGAAAAUGUAGUUAUUGUUUGUUAAGACUGCGAAAGACUAGCUAAAUCAAAUAAACCUCGUAUGAUGUAAUUAUUAUUA